GAGCGCGGUCACAGCUCCUCCUCUGCUGGUUUGGCUUUUGGUUCCUGUAAACCCUGGGCCUGGCCGAGGCUGCUACUGGAAGGCUUGUUUCCCUGCUGAUUUCUACCUCUUCCACCCCUGGCGGGUCCUGGAUUUCAGGAGUUUAACAGAUGGCGGCACAAUGUGUAACGAAGGUGGAGCUGAGUGUCUCCUGUGACAAUCUUUUGGAUAAAGAUAUAGGCUCAAAGUCAGACCCUCUAUGUGUAUUGUUACUGAAUACCAGUGGACAGCAGUGGUAUGAGGUUGAACGUACAGAAAGGAUUAAAAAUUGUUUGAAUCCCUCAUUUACCAAAAAAUUUUUAAUUGAUUACUAUUUUGAAGUGGUUCAAAAGCUAAAGUUUGGGAUUUAUGACAUUGAUAACAAAACCAUCGAUUUGAAUGAUGAUGAUUUCUUGGGAGAAUUUGAAGUUACUUUGGGACAAAUUGUCUCUAGUAAGAAGUUAACUCGACCAUUGGUCCUCAAAAAUGGAAAACCUGCAGGAAAAGGCAGCAUCACGAUUUCAGCUGAAGAAGUAAAGGAUAACAGAGUGGUCUUAUUUGAAAUUGAAGCAAGAAAACUGGAUAACAAGGAUUUAUUUGGAAAAUCUGAUCCCUACCUGGAAUUUCACAAGCAGACAUCAGAUGGACAGUGGCUAAUGGUACACAGAACAGAGGUCAUUAAAAACAACUUGAAUCCUGUUUGGAAACCUUUUAAAAUUUCUCUUAACUCUCUGUGCUAUGGAGAUAUGGACAAAACCAUUAAGGUAGAGUGUUAUGAUUAUGAUAGUGAUGGGUCACAUGAUCUCAUUGGAACUUUUCAAACCACUAUGACAAAACUAAAAGAAGCCUCCCGAAACUCUCCCGUUGAAUUUGAAUGCAUAAAUGAAAAGAAGAGGCUGAAGAAGAAAAGCUACAAAAAUUCUGGUAUUGUCAGUGUGAAACACUGUGAGAUUACAGUGGAAUGCACAUUCCUUGACUACAUCAUGGGAGGAUGUCAGCUGAAUUUUACCGUGGGAGUAGACUUCACUGGCUCCAAUGGUGAUCCUAGGUCUCCUGACUCUCUUCAUUAUAUCAGCCCCAAUGGAGUUAAUGAAUAUUUGACUGCUAUCUGGUCUGUUGGGAUGGUCAUUCAGGAUUAUGAUGCUGAUAAGAUGUUUCCAGCCUUUGGAUUUGGGGCCCAGAUACCUCCCCAGUGGCAGGUAUCACAUGAAUUUCCCCUAAACUUUAACUCAGCAAAUCCCUUCUGUAGUGGAAUACAAGGCAUCAUAGAGGCGUAUCGGACCUGCCUUCCUCAGAUAAGACUUUAUGGGCCAACUAACUUUUCUCCAAUAAUAAAUCACGUGGCCAGGUUUGCUGCUGCAGCCACACAGCAACAGACAGCAUCGCAAUAUUUCGUGCUCUUGAUCAUUACCGAUGGUGUGAUCACAGACCUUGAUCAAACCAGGCAGGCCAUAGUGAAUGCUGCCAAACUCCCCAUGUCCAUCAUCAUUGUUGGUGUUGGAGGUGCAGACUUCAGUGCGAUGGAGUUUCUUGAUGGUGAUGGCGGAGCCCUGAGGUCUCCCACUGGAGAGACUGCUAUCAGAGACAUUGUUCAGUUUGUUCCUUUCAGACAAUUCCAGAAUGCUCCAAAGGAAGCCCUUGCUCAGUGUGUUCUGGCAGAAGUUCCCCAACAAGUGGUGGGGUACUUUAACACGUAUAAACUCCUCCCUCCGAAGAAUCCUGCUACAAAGUAAUGGAGACAGCUCAGGAGAAUUCCUUGGUGCCAGGUGGAGCUGUGGGUUCGUCAUCUCCCGAACAUGCAUUCACUGUGUUGGUUUUUGUGACCCCUUAUGGUCUAUCUGUGUGUGACAUGAUUUUUUUUUUUUAACAUGGAGCCAUAUCUGUUCAAUGCAUUUCUUUUGGAAUAUCGUUGUUGUAUAUGCUUGUGAUUUCUUUUUGUAAAGCUGAAGAGUGAAUGUCUAUGUAAUCAAUUUAGUAACUGGUAAUUGGUAGGAAUUGACUGAGGCAUGGUUGGGUUAGAAAGUGGCAGUAAGAUGACCUUUGCUUUACAUUAAUUGGAUAUGAUUGUGAUGAAGCUAUUUGUGAAUGAUGAUAAGUCAUUUUGGUGGAACAAAUGUUAACCUAUGAAUUCCUAAGCUUUGCUGUUGUCCCAGUGUGUAUAUAUUCCACAUGCAAACUCCCACUCUUGAUCAAGAUAAAGCUGUUUAGCUGAGAUGAGUUGGGGGUACUUUAACUGGUCCUUCUUAUAGCUCAUUAUUGCCCAUAGAGUGUCGGCUUUCUUUACUUACCUCUACAUAGUGCUGCAGUCUAUAAGCCACAUCGUUAUGUAAAUUAAUGCUUUCGCCUUGAGGGGAAGGCAGUUUCUUAUUAAACAAUCACUGAAUAGAUACCUGUUACAGACAAA
Phascolarctos cinereus (koala) is the source of this 2422-nucleotide messenger RNA. It is a transcript of the gene CPNE3, whose product is annotated as copine 3. Gene Ontology annotation, molecular function: calcium-dependent phospholipid binding; receptor tyrosine kinase binding. Gene Ontology annotation, cellular component: plasma membrane. Gene Ontology annotation, biological process: cellular response to calcium ion; ERBB2 signaling pathway. The record is from RefSeq and is a predicted model, not a curated record. Lineage: Eukaryota; Metazoa; Chordata; Mammalia; Diprotodontia; Phascolarctidae.